GAGAGCGAAGGAACUCUGAGCAUAAUGUGAGCGGUCAAACAACGAAACGACUCCAGAAGACAACCAAAAUGAUGAGCGCCAAGUUCGACCUGAAGAAUAACUUCCUCAGCAUCAAAAAACCGAAAAAUUCGGGAAAAAGGAAAGUAAAAUCCUAUAUGCGAAAAGAAUCUAUGAAUACGCUACAAGAUGAAGGAAAUGGGGAUGAAGAGUCCUCUCUCAUUGAACUCUCCUCGAUCUCUAGCUGCAGCUUUGGCUCUUUGGAAGGACUUAACAAAUCAGAUCGAGCUUCAAAGGUUCAAAUGCUGUCUAAAGCAGUCUUGUGAAGGGAUCCUCAGCUUAUAACCAAUUUAGACCAAGUUUUAGACCUCAAAAAGAAACAAUUCAGGGACCAACUUGAGAGAGAUGACUUCUUGAAGCUAAAACAGAGAAGGAUAAGGAUCAUAUAAGCAGUGACAAACUUGAAGCAACUUUAAAAUCUCAGUAUCAGAAGAGCAAUGCGAAAACCCCUAUUCCUUUAGAAGCCAUGGAUGUUUCAUUGAGUAUUCAGGAUGUGACUCAGGCACUCAGAGGGACUCCAAGCGUAAUGAAUGCUUCAUUAGAUCACCAGAAGCAAUUAACUAGCCUCACUGGUCAGAAUAGACUGCAGAGUUUGAUUACAGGAAAUUUAGGACUAAUAUUCUCAGAAAGAGAGGCCAUGAAGCCUGCCUCUGAAAGAAUGAGAAAGCCACAUGCUUCAAGGUCGACUGGUGUGGACAGCUACAGAAAGUCUUUGAACUGCAGCAAUUUCUCAUUCUACAUUGAAAGAGAAUCUAUUAAACAGAAGAGAGUCAUAACUCAGUCAUUGAAAAGAAGGAAAUUCAAUGAUUUUAGACGAUUUUUAGCAGAAUCUCCUGCUAUUGAUGAAUGAGGCAGUCAGAAAAGUAGGAAAGGACAUCAAACACUUGAGAGAAGUCCAGAGUGAGGGUUUCAGAAUAUUUUUAAAAGUCCUUUGACAACAAUGAGAUUUUUGAGAAAGAGUGUAGAUCAUGCAAAUGUAAAAUUAAACAAAGAUCUAAUGACCAGCCAGCAAACUACCCAAGUUGAUAACAUUAAAGAACUUAAACACAAGCGUCCCGAUCCUUAUGAAUAUUGUCCAAAAGCUAGGCUUGGAUUAAAGUCUAAAUUAAUAUUAUAG
Molecule: messenger RNA, 1174 nt
Organism: Moneuplotes crassus
Lineage: Eukaryota; Ciliophora; Spirotrichea; Euplotida; Euplotidae
Source: the annotation of a GenBank genome assembly